Molecule: messenger RNA, 7964 nt
Organism: Chiloscyllium plagiosum (whitespotted bambooshark)
Lineage: Eukaryota; Metazoa; Chordata; Chondrichthyes; Orectolobiformes; Hemiscylliidae
Source: RefSeq, a predicted model, not a curated record
UUCUUUUGAAAAAAAAAGCAGAGUGGGAGGAUACGGGAAAGAUUGCAACGGAAUUGCAAAGAGAGAAAAAAAGAGGCAUUGCAAAACAAAGUGAGCGGAACAAACAAAAUCAAAAUAGCGGAGCAAAAAUAAAUGACUUUAAAGGAAUAACGGGGGCGGCGAUUGCGAAUCUAGGGAGUCGCGGACCAACCGGGUGGAAAGGUACAGACGACAGAGGCGAAGGAGAAAAGGCAGGAACCGAAGCCAGCCGGGGAGAGAGGAACCUUGCACCGUUCCAGGGAGGGCAUUGCAGCAGCAUCGGCAGGAGCCCGGGGCACGUGCCGUUGCCAGGGAGCCGGCGGUUGCCAGGGAGCAGGAGGAACACUUCCCCCGGUUGCCAUGGACCAGUCGGGUGUGCUGCAGGAGACGCUGGCCCCAGGGCACUGCUGCCUAACAGCAUAAUGCAACAUGGAGAAUCGAUUGAAAGCCGUAUUAUCGGACUUGUGGAGUGCAGUGGCGAGUAUGCGAUUUUCAUGUACACUCACAGAAGAAUGGCAAUUAUCCCAGAGGAUGUUUCAUUGCAAGAAAUAGUGCCUGUGUCAGAAGAUUUAAUCAUUGAAGAAGUGUUUCAGGAAUCACAUGUCAUAGGUUCUGAUACUACAGUCAAAAUAAUAUCAAGAGAUGUUGAUCUAGAACUUCAGCUUCCCUUUGGAUCACAGGCCAAGAUCUUCCUACAGGAAGCCAAUAAAGCAUGUGAAGAGUUACUCAAUCAAGCUGUAUCUGGAGGAUUCCCACCUCAAUUUUUAUGGCUAUCGAAGUAUAGACAAAAGAAAGGUUUCCAGUUGCACAGAUCCCUGCGGAUGGAACAUGCAAAUUGUCCUUCAUCCUCGACUAGCCAAAAAGGCGAUUCUGAUCUGCUAGCAAUCAAACAUGGCGGUAAAGAAAGGGACAGUUGCAUGUAUGAAGAUGGCUGUGACUCAACUGCAGAAAAAUAUUCCUCUGACCUAGAAACAUGCUCUGAUGCCUCCACUAGUUGCUCUGCACAUCCUCCUGCAACAAAGCCUGAGAAAAUGAAACCUGACAUAACUGAUGACAAGAUCCGCAAAGCUGACAUCUUGCCAACAAGCAAAGCCCAAAUCCUCACGAUGCCACAAUUUGGCCUGCGGGACAAUCUGAUCAAAUCAGAGUUGCUGAAGCAAGAAGAGAAAUACACUUACAUCAGAAACUACAGGAUUUUUGCAGGGACGUACAAUGUGAAUGGCAAGUCUCCUAAGGAGGAUCUGAGGCCUUGGCUGAGCUCUGAUUCUGAACCACCUGAUAUCUACUGUGUUGGUUUUCAGGAAAUUGACCUCAGUAAAGAAACAUUCCUUUUUAAUGAGACACCAAGGGAGGAGGAGUGGUUCAUAGCUGUUUCUGAAAGUCUUCAUCCUUCAGCUGCAUAUGCAAAGAUCAAGCUUGUCCGGUUGGUUGGAAUGAUGCUCAUGUUGCUUGUGAAGAAAGAACAUGCUGCCUAUGUAACUGAAGUAGAAGUGGAGACAGUGGGAACAGGCAUCAUGGGAAGAAUGGGUAACAAAGGCGGAGUAAGCAUAAGGUUUCAAUUUCAUAACACCACCUUGUGUAUCGUUAACUCACACCUUGCAGCUCAUACUGAAGAAUGUGAUAGGCGGAAUCAAGAUUACAAAGACAUCUGUACCAGAAUGCGUUUUAUUCAAUCCACUCUGCCACUAACCUCUCUCACAAUCUUGAAACAUGACAUGAUAAUUUGGCUUGGAGAUCUGAACUACAGAAUAUGUCAUCCAGACGUAGAAGUAAUUAAAAAGCUAAUAGCAUUGAAGGAUUAUCAGAAACUCUUCAAGUAUGAUCAGCUAUCAAAACAUAUGGAGGAAUCGGGUGUAUUUCAAGGAUUCAUGGAAGGACCUAUCAACUUUCAGCCAACCUACAAAUACGAUAUUGGCUCUGAUAAUUGGGACACAAGUGAGAAAUGUCGAGUUCCUGCAUGGUGCGAUCGAAUCCUUUGGAAAGGAAGCAACAUCAAGCAAUUGGAAUAUCGCAGUCACAUGGCUUUGAAAAUCAGUGACCAUAAACCAGUUAGCGCAAUCUUUCUAGCUGGGAUAAAGGUGGUCAAUGAAGAAUUAUUCAAAAAGACAUAUGAAAAUAUUGUUCGUCAUUUAGACAGGAUGGAGAAUGAUUCUAUUCCUUCAGUAUCCUUGUCCAAAACAGAGUUUCAUUUUGAGAAUGUGAAGUUCAUGCAGCUUCAGGUUCAAACACUCACAAUUGCAAACACUGGACUAGUUCCCUGUCAGUUUGAAUUCAUCACCAAGCUGGAUGAGCCUUCGUACUGCAAACCAUGGUUCAGUGCUACACCGAAUAAGGGGAUUUUGAGUGAGGGGGAAAGAGUAGAAAUUGAAUUAGAAGUGUAUGUGAAUAAAUUUACUGCACUCUCAUUAAAUAUGGGAACCGACCGCAUUGACGAUAUUUUAAUCUUGCAUCUGCAACGAGGAAAGGACUACUUCGUGGCCAUUUGUGGGAAUUACCUCCCAAGUUGCUUUGGAUCCUCGUUACAAGCACUUUGUUACAUGAAGGAGCCAAUCCGAGAAGUGAAACCUGAAAGAAUAGAGGAGCUGGAAAGAAUGGUCAAGGAGAAUAGAUCUUUUGAUAUCUUUGCAAAUGAGGAGCCACUUGACAUCCCUAAAGAACUCUGGAUGUUGGUUGACCACUUGCACCGAAAUGCUUCACUCCAGGAUGAUCUGUUCCAACAGCCAGGACUGAAGUCAGAAUUUGAGGAAAUACGAGACUGUUUAGAUACUGGAAUCCCAGACUUUCUCCCUGGCAGUAACCAUUCUGUAACUGAAGCACUAUUGCUCUUUCUGGAUGCCCUUCCAGAACCAGUCAUCCCUUACAAAUUCUACAAGAAAUGUUUGGAGAGUUCGUGCAACUACACUCUCAGCAAACAGGUUGUUGCCAUGCUACCUCAAGUCCAUAAGAAUGUGUUCAAUUACUUAAUGGCUUUCCUCCAAGACCUUCUGAAAAAUGCUGUUCACAACAACCUUGAUGUGCCUACACUUGCAAGCAUCUUUGGAACACUCUUGCUGAGACCACCUCCCAAUGCCACAAAUCAGGAUAAUGUUAUUGAGAAUAAGAAGGCAGCACAGUUGUUCAUUGCACAUUUGAUGACAUGGAAGGAUUGUUAACUGAAGCAGCCUGACCCAGCCAACAUAGUGUUUAUUUUAUACUUUUCAAUAAAAUUGUACAAUUUCAGUCAAGAGUAUUUUUGUAUAAAGGUAAAUAUCUUAAGAGUUAUACAAGCAAUUUUAAGAAGAUUCUACGUACUUGUAAUCUAAUUAUCUUCGUGUGGUUAAAGAUUCAAAGCUGGAGUCAUUCUUGUCACCUCCAUUUUAUAGCUACAGUGCUUUAGAUAUUGUAUUUUGUCAUGCAUCAGGUUCAGGGAACUGACAAUUUUGCGAGCACACAGUUUUUUUUAUUUUUUGGAAACACAGUCACUAUUUAACAAAAAAUUCCAAGAAAACCCAGAACUGCUGGAGAUCAGAAACAAAAACAGAAAUUGCUGAAAAAGCUCAGCAGGUCUGGCAGCAUCUGUGGAGAGAAAUCAGAGUUAACUUUUUGGGUCCAGCGACCCUUUUUCAGAGCACAAAGUGUUGACUCUGCUUUGUGCUCACCACUUAGUCUGUCCCUGCCCAUAUGAGGCAAAUAGUGCAUGCCAUUUGCUAUAUGUUCUCAUUACAAAGGCAGUACUUAACUUAUUUAAGCACAGAAAGUAUUUGGGGAAUUCAAGUAACUGCUUCCUAUAUAGUUCAAAUGUAAUUGCCUAUCAUUUAGUCUUUUCAGGCAGUCUCAACUUGUCGAGCUGACUGAAUCUGGAGUUGUAUCAACAACGCUGUCUGUAGUGAUGAAGUGACCAAACCACUGCCUACUCUGUUCUAUUCUGCUCUUCCUGCAUGAUGUAAUUAAAACCUCUCAUCUUGCAUAGUCUGUAGCCAGGUGUAUUUUCUAAAGGUAGCAGAUAAAUAUAGCAAUAUAGAGUUUAGGGAGUGCUCUUCAGAUGAACAAAAGCCAAUUUUGACUGUGAGAGGGAGAGAAUUGGGAGACUGCCUUCAAGGAGCUGCUUUCUGACAAUUAUUUCCCAGAAGCAUCUCUGUAAGAAAGAUAGAAGGAUUAGGUAUCUGAUGACAGAACUUGACGAACAAAAAUGUUCAGUUUUAAUUUCUGAAGUUGUCAAAAAUUUGCAUAAAAUUGGUCUAACCCAGUGUACUGGUUACUGCAUUUGGUGGACAAUUCACAUUUGUAAGAUAUUUACAAAGUUAACAGAAUGAUAGUCUUUGUGGAUUGAAUGUCAGCCAGAAGAAGUUGCCCCCAUGCAACAAAUAUGAUUUGUUACCUUAUGAGUUGACAAAAUACUGCAAUGAUAGAUGUUAUUUCAAGCUACUAAUACCAGGGUAGAAUUCAUUUGACAAUAUGUCUAUCCAAGUACACAGACCCAUUCACAGAGUGAAAAAUGGAACAGACUUAUGCAAAACAUUUUCUGUGUUUAAACAAAGUGAAUAAUCAGAGCAGAGAAUUUCUCAGUGACUGAAAGAGAAACUGAUGGAGUAAUAUGGAGCAUUCACAGAUCUCAGGCCACAAAAUGUGUUUCAUUGAUUCUUUUAGAGUUAAGAGUUAUAAAAGGGAUUUGUGUAUAUACGAAAGCUUUUCUUUCCUUAGUCCUGAUCAAAGGUUUGCUAAGAUGAGUUAGAUCAGGACUCCUGGAUAAACUUAUUUAUCUUUGUAACAUAGCAACUACUGUCAGAGCUAAUAAGCACUGAAUAAAAGAUAAGGUAUUUUAAAUACUUGUAAUUCAACACCUAAAUUCUGGUGUCAUCAGGUGCAGUGGUUAUCCUAGCAUUAAAUCUGUAUGUUUGGGUGAAUUUGUUAAUCUUGUACUGAACUUGCAUGUGGCAGGAUUGAGUUGAUUUAUUCCAUUUCAUGUUUGGAUCAUGUGUAUUCUUAAAUCUUAAAUUCACUGUAAUAACUCUUAUUAUUACACUAUCUUUCCAUGCCAGUCCAUUUUUUUUACCCCUUUUAAUUAGUUUGAUGGUGUAAUUUCCAUUUUAUUUUUCCAAUUUAUGGGCCAAAUUUUAACUCACUCAAAACCAAUUCAUCUACACAAAAGCAGAAUCAAGCCAUUGUGCAUGCUUUACAGUGUCAAGUAAUUUCAGUCUUUCCCGUGAACAGAAUUUUGAAGCAUUUAUUGUAUAAUAAGUCUUUUCUGGUAUUGACUGAUUUUACAUGUUGGCCAAAACUCAGGGGAUUCCUCCAAGAUAUUGUUCUUUACUGUUGUCCUAUUCCAUUUUGUUAUCCGGCUGAGGGAAGUUAACACUUUUGCCCCUUGCUAACCAUAUCUCCUCAGGACUCACUUGAGAACCAUUAGCUCCUGAAGCCAGUAGAGCAGUGAGGAUAUCAAAUGAUGCCCACUCCCAAGCUACUGAUACAAUAUUGCUCUUGACAAGCUGUCAGGAGACAUCUCACAGUGGCUACAAUAUAACUCCUUACUCGUUAUAUAGUUUCUCCCAUUUCUUUCUCUUUCUCUCAUGGAGUAGCUGAACAGCUUCCCACAGCAACAUCACAGAGAAGGGGCACUGAGUAGCAUUUGAGGCUUGAAGUAACGUCCCUACACUACACCUCAACUGUACUUCUUUAAAACUGUACGGCGAUAUGAAAAACAAUCUUUCCACUCUUCCACUUUGACAGAGGGCUGAUGCUAAUUGCUGAGUGUUUCCACUCAGCUUAAACACGCACACUUUAAAUAAACUGGUCACCAAUUGAGUCAACUGGAAAUUUGGUUGAUUUUAGGUUGUGUGCAGUCUGUCUUUUAAUAUACAGAUGUCUUGGAUUUCCAGGUUCAUAUUUUGGUAGUGCAUUUGUUAUUUGAGAAUUCUAACAUGGUGCUGAAAGUAUUUAAAUUUCAUAAAGCAUCUAUUUCACAUAAUAGUUAUUUUCAACUGCAGUCUUUGAAUCCAUGCUGUAACAGCAGGCGGUAUGGUGGAACAGAUUCUGGCUUGAUAGCUCAGAGUUGGAAUGUAAAAAUAUUCAAAUAAUAGAUUUGAGUUUGAAUACUGAUUCAAUGGCAUCAUUAAACAAUUCCAGGCAACAUGAAAGCAAUUUGGAUUAUCUUAGUUUAUCCAGACUGAACCAUAAGUCCAUUUAUUCCAUUGUCCAGUUUAUUUGUCAUUAGUUGUGGUAUUUUUGCCUCCACUCCUCUUUAUGAAAAUUAGAAAUUCUUUGUAAGAAGAAACAUUCCUGAUAGUGCACAAGCAUUUACUUGUUUACACACGUGAUCUGUAAAUUUACCCAGAAUUCUUGCAGCUUUGAGCUAAACUGAUAGUCUUGCUUGUGGCCUACCUCAGUCUACUUGGGAUGUCUCAUCCUCAAAACAAAGUUAACUAUGUUUGUGGCCUGGAUCUUCCCUGAAUUUUCCUAUAUCAAGUUCUGCUUAUGACUGACAUCUGCCUUUACUGAUUGAUCACAGUUCACAUGACCCUAAUGCCUUCAGUUUAAAAUUCAUAUCAAUACAAUUAAACCCUGUCUGGAUGCAACUGCUCAACUUCUACAAUACCCAUACUCUAUAAUCUCUCCAUUUCACUGGAUCUUGAAUCCUGUGCAUCCACCUGUUUUAGCCCUGUUAUUGGUUUCCAUCAUCUUGGCUCCAUUUUAGUUAAUUGGAUUCUGAUCUAUAUAGGGGUACAGCUGGUGGUUGUGUGUAUAUAUUUUUCCUGUAUGUGUAACAUUAUGCCCUUAAAAGUAUACCACUACUCGACUAUAGAAAUACUGUUGAACCUGCUCCUCCCAUCUUUGAAAUUAUCUCUUGAAACUAUAAACCUUACCAUGCAUAAUGAUCAUUUGUAAGCUUCAGAACAACUCAGAAGGUAUUGCAUUUUAGCAUAGUUAAAGCUAUCUUGGAAACUAGUGCUAAGUCAUUGACUGAGACACAUUAAUAUUUUGCAUGUUCUUUACCUCAGUUGGCAGUGUCACGAUCGCAGUUGCGAUGCAGACUUUCACAUUUACAUCCAAUUCAGCAUAACACGCCCUGACCACAGGCAGUGACACAAAUUUUAAUUAAUUGGGCAUCUCUAUGCUCAAAAAUAAUCAACAUUCAGGAUAAAUCAGGAAUCCCUCCAGAGCAUACAUAUUAAUAGUUUAUUAUUGUAUGAAACUGAUAUGGUGAUGUAUGGGCUGAAAUACCGACCACCACAGUGAAGAAAGGAUACAGGUAUGGUACUGUUUAAAAUAAAGAGCAAAGAUUUCUCCCUUGUAGUUAAUCAUAAUAUGGAGUGAGGCCAGAAUAGACAGACCCCAAGCUCCAGGCAGCAUGAGAACAUCACGAGCAGCCUUUUCAAUCCAGCAGCAUCUAGGAUUUUAAAGUGACAUUCAAAGUAAUUCUGUAGAGCAAAUGUUGACCAAGCAACCCAUUGGGUACUCGAGCAUCACUUUCUAGGUAAGGCUUGUAUUAGCUGUAACUGAUGGACUCGAGUAUGUGUUCACAAAGCACAGUGCUUCAUCUGUCAAGGAAAGGGGUAGAAGGGUUAACAAUGUGACUUGUCUUAUCUGUCAACAUUAAUAGAGAGACCUGUUGCAGAGGCCAUUGCACCCCUUUACUGCGUGGAAAAUAAAAGCAUGGGGUAAGCAGGAGGUGCUUAAUUAUUUAAACUCCUAUCAAAGUAUGUGCAAUUUGAAGAAAUUUCAGCAGCAAAAAUCUUGUAGAAACACCAUACCUUUUGCUGAUUUUGUUGUCAUGAUUAUGUUUGGCCAUCCUUUCUGUCUAUGCUGAAAAUUUAUGAUGCAGUAUGUAUCAAAAUGAAUCAUUGCAUAACAAUGUGUAUGUCAGCAAGACCUAGCACAUUGCUGGACCAACUAUUUAAUAAUCUGUUAUGUAGUGCAAAAUUGUUACUUUUGUAUGUAUGUGAUUUAUUAAAAUUAUUUAUACAUUGAUA